AUGCGUCCCACGGCGACAUUGAUGCACCUGGCUCUGUGCCUUUCCUCCGCUGCGCCUCUGGUGUCAGCCUGGCCCGGCUGGCUUCCCGAGCUCGACGCGCUGGUUGUUCGUGCUGACAAGGAGGGAAACACUGCAGAGCCCACGCUGCCGGGCAACACUGCUAAACCGACCCAGAGCGGCGAUGCGGCGGACGCGACCCAAACCGGCGACAGCUCCGACGACAAGUCGAGCACGAAGAAGGGGGCUAGCAAGACGACGGACAAGGACGACAAGAAGACGACGAGCACUAAGAAGGGAUCAAAGUCGACGGAUCACAAGCAAUACCCCCCCGAGUCCCCCCCGGGAAGCGUCGUGAUGCAGACGCCCAACGUUUUCGCCGCGAGCGCCGCCCUGUACAAGAUUGGCGACUACAUCACCUGGGGAUGGAACUACACUAACAUUUUGGGGACGCCCACCGCCAUUGACGUCCUCAUCAGCUGCUCGACGGCCUCGGAGACCUGGACACUGACCUCCAACAUGACUUUCAAGCCGUCUGCCGCAUACACCUGGGACAGCAGCGUCCAGGAGAGCUCGGUGGAAUCGCCCCUCCCCGUUGCCAUGUACACGCUCAUCAUCAAGGACUCGGACGCGGCCAUUAGCGACGUCCCGGACGCUGGCUACCUCGGCACCUUUAGCAGCUUCACCUUUGGCCUCUACACUCCUCAGCCCUACGUUCCCUUUCCCGAGUGGAGGUGCGACGCCUGCAAUGCUGCCUUGUCCAAGUUUGACCACCAGGUUCUGGGCUUUGCCAUCACCAUGGGCCUGGUGACGGUGCUCAGCUUCACCUGGUUUGUCUCUGGCCUGGACCUCCAAUAA
Molecule: messenger RNA, 855 nt
Organism: Trichoderma citrinoviride
Lineage: Eukaryota; Fungi; Ascomycota; Sordariomycetes; Hypocreales; Hypocreaceae
Exons: 2
Coding region: 1-855 (284 amino acids)
Source: RefSeq, a predicted model, not a curated record